This is a messenger RNA of Beta vulgaris subsp. vulgaris (sugar beet), 943 nucleotides long. RefSeq lists its product as hypothetical. NCBI's taxonomy places the organism in Eukaryota, Viridiplantae, Streptophyta, Magnoliopsida, Caryophyllales, Amaranthaceae. The record is from RefSeq and is a predicted model, not a curated record. The coding region runs from base 46 to 741 and encodes 231 amino acids. The transcript is spliced from 2 exons.
AUGCAUGUGUAAAGGGAAGCAAAAUCUCAAUCUUUAAAAAAAAAAAUGGAAGGAAAGUUCACAAAUUGGUCAGCUGAAAAUGCAACCAAGGCAUACCUCAAAACUUUAAAAAUGGGUGUUAAGAAGCCUACUGAGCCAGAUGUAUCAGAAUUCAUCUCAGCAAUAGCAGCAGGAAAUGAUGCACAACUUAUGGUUGUAGCAUGUGGUGAGGGCACAAGCCCUACCACACUACUAGCCCUAGUAGCCGCAGCACACCAAACUAGAGGACGCGUAAUUUGUAUAUUUGACUGUCUGAAUAAAUUACAAUCAAUCAAACAAUCACUUAGUCAAGACACGAUAAAUAUUAUCGAAUUUGUCGUAGGAGAUAUUGAAAGGCUAAUCCUCCAAGACUAUAAGGAAGCUGAUUUUGUAUUAAACGAUUGUAAGUUGAAAAAUCACGAAUCGAUACUUGUAGCAAUGCAAUCUUGUAGUGGUAGCAAGUGUAAAGGGGGUAUAGUUUUGGGGUGUAACGCAUUUUGUUCGAACUCAUGGGAAUGGGCCGGCGUGAAGACUCAAUUGUUGCCUAUUGGAGAAGGGUUGUUGGUGACUAAAAUCGCGGGUGCUAAUGAGAAGAGAGAACGAGGUAGAAGUAGUAGUUUUGGAAGAAAGAGUCAUUGGGUUGUUAAAGUAGAUCAAAAUACAGGAGAAGAACAUGUGUUUAGAGUAAGAUGCUCUAAUAAUGGGAAGGAAAUUGAUGAUUAAGUAUGGGAUUAGUUUGUUUAAUUCUGCAGGAAGAACCAUAAGUCUUGUUUUUGUUGCAUUGGUUCAUGGCAUACGUAUAAUUAAUCAAUUGUAGUUGGAUUAGAUUCUUUGCAAAUCAAUGAGUUGUAUAUAUAUAUAUUAUUGUAUGUUCUAAGAGUUAGUAAGUGUGUAAUGUGAUAUUAUUAUGCACACCUUGUUUUCA